Messenger RNA from Phoenix dactylifera (date palm), 777 nucleotides. Lineage: Eukaryota; Viridiplantae; Streptophyta; Magnoliopsida; Arecales; Arecaceae. The record is from RefSeq and is a predicted model, not a curated record.
AUGGCGUCCGAAUGUCAAAACAAGGCUCAAAGGAGCCAAAGGGGGCAGGAGGAGGCCGAGAGGAAGCUCGACGAAGCCGAGGCUGCGCGGAGGGAGGCCACCGCAAGGAUGGAGGCUGCCGAGGCCAAGCUACGAUCCGCGGUCGAGCGCCUCGAUGAAGAGAAAGCCUCGCAUGCUCUGGCCAGGUCGGAGCCCCGCGCCUCUAAGGUGCGUUUGGUCGACACUCGUUCCGAGAUCGCCGGCCACAAGUACGAGGCGGGGGUCCUUCGGCUGAAAAUCGAGCAACUGGAAGCUUUAGAAAGAAGGGCGUUGGAGCAAGCCCAGAACGCGAUGCAGAUCUUCCGCGAGUCGGACGAGUUUCGCGAGUUGAUGGAGGAAGAGGCGGUUGACGGGCUUAUCCGCGGCUUUGAGGAUUUCCGAAGGCAGAUGCUGAUGAUUUGUCCCAAGUUCGACCUCCACAGACUUCAGUCUCGUUUGGGGGUCAUUGAAGACGAUAACGAGCCCGGAAGUCCUGAAGAUGAUAGCGCGCUCGACGGUGCGCCUGAGAGUCCUGAGGCCGAACGGGGGGUCGUCGAGGCCGAGACCGAGGCGGCCCAGCAGACUGCUCGGAAGGCUCCCCCCAGAGAAGCUGACGAAGGUGCUCCUGAAAGGGCUUCUAAAGCUGCUCCCGAGGCUACUAGCGAAGCCCCAACCGAGGCCACUACAGAUGCCUGCGGAGACGGAUCAGCAGAAGACCCCAGAGGGGCUCCUGCUGAGAAUCUCAGUGUGCGUAUUUAA